GACGUAUCAAUCAACAUGAUUCCCAUUGUUCUGGCCUCAGUGCUCAUCGCUAGCGCCCUCGGGUGCGGCACCCCUCCCAUUGAGCCUCUGACCACCCGUGUGGUCAAUGGAGUGGACGCCAAGCCCCACAGCUGGCCCUGGCAGAUCUCUCUGCAGUAUGAGAGGGAUGGGGAGUGGAGACACACCUGCGGAGGAUCUCUGAUUGCCACCAACUGGGUCAUGACCGCUGCUCACUGUAUCAAUCCCAGCCUGUCCUACAGAGUGUUCGUUGGAAAGCACAACCUGGUUGAGACUGAGGAAGGCUCUCAGGCCAUCAUCCCUGAGAAGCUUGUUGUCCAUGAGAAGUGGAACCCCAUCUUUGUGGCCUUUGGAAAUGACAUUGCCCUGAUCAAGCUGUCUGAGCAUGUGACCCUGACUGACCAGGUUCAGCUUGGCUGUAUCCCUGCUGCCAGCACUGUGCUGGACAACCAGUACCCCUGUUACAUCACUGGCUGGGGCAGGGUCUACACCGGAGGCCCCAUUGCUGAUAACCUGCAGCAGGCUCUGAUGCCCGUGGUGGAUCAUGCCACCUGCUCCAAGCCCGACUGGUGGGGCAUCGCUCUCAGGACCACCAUGGUGUGUGCCGGAGGAGAUGGCAUUGUCGCUGGCUGCAACGGUGACUCUGGUGGGCCCCUGAACUGCAAGAACCCAGAGGGAGUUUGGGAGGUCCAUGGUAUUGCCAGCUUUGUUUCUGGUCUGGGCUGCAACUACGUGAAGAAGCCCACCGUCUUCACCCGCGUCUCCAACUUCAACGACUGGAUCGACCAGGCUAUGAUGAGCAACUAAAGUGGAGCAGAAUGGGGAAUUGAGUACAAUAAAGAAGGACUCAGCAAAAUGGCUUUGUGAUGUAUUUUACGUUCAUUCUGUAACUUUAGGAAUCA
This is a messenger RNA of Coregonus clupeaformis (lake whitefish), 920 nucleotides long. RefSeq names its product elastase 3 like (gene ela3l). Lineage: Eukaryota; Metazoa; Chordata; Actinopteri; Salmoniformes; Salmonidae. Gene Ontology annotation, biological process: proteolysis. The record is from RefSeq and is a predicted model, not a curated record. The transcript is spliced from 8 exons. Bases 16 to 825 code for a protein of 269 amino acids. Gene Ontology annotation, molecular function: serine-type endopeptidase activity.